AUGUCUCUCGCCAACGCCUUCUCGACACGACGAGCAUCCCGCGGACGCAGGCUCGCAGGCUCGCACGCCCGCGCGGCCUUGACGCCCCAAGCGGCCCAAACCAUGUUGACCCCCUUCGCGGCAGCAACGUCGUCGACCAUGGCGGCUGUCACGCUCGGUGGAGCGCAGGACGUCGAUGCGGCGAUGCUGGCCGGCACGGGGGCGAGUAUCGGUGGAUCGGGACAAGGAGCGGGAGGGGAAGGCGGAGGAGCACACCCGAGUUCGCAGGACGACGAGGUCGAGAUGAUGCGUUUCCUUGGCGGUGGACUCGGUGACGACUCGCCGGUGCUGUCGAGCGCGAGGAGCGGGAAACGAAAGGCCGGGACGGGAGAGGGAGGGCACGGGGCGAAGAAGCAGAAGGGAGGGAUCGACGACGGGCUCGGACUGGGCAGUGAGGAAGGACUCGCAUCCUUGCACGACGCGUUUGCGCUUACUGGGCCGAGCACGAGCGGGCAGGCGGGCGCGAGCGGAGGCGGGACAAGCGGCGCGGACCACUCGCUCUCGAUGGGCGACUACAGCAUCCCACUCGGCGACAUGGGCGCGUACGGCGCAGGCGGCGACUUUUCCUUCGAGCACUUCCUCAAUUCGACCGAGCCUGCUGCGCCCGCUCCCUCCGCCGCGACCUCGCAGGAACCCGAGUCUUCGCCUGCGACAACCGCCGGCAAGUCGCAGGACAAGGCCGAGGACCCGGCUGCCGUUGCUCCCGAGGUCGACUUGCCGCCCCUCGAAGAUGCGAUCGGACCGGACGUCGACAUCGUCUCUGCCACCUCGGCCGCCAACACCCCCGAGGUCGGCGGACGCCUCGACCUCGCCUCGAUCGACCCCGCUCUCCAGUCGCUCGCCGCUUCGGCGUCGCAGCAACACUCGCCUGUCGACGACGACGAGCAGCGCCAGCAUGCGCAGUCGCAGUACGACGAGGUCAAGCGCUUGCUUGGGUUCAACGCGGCAGACAUGUCGUUCCUCAACGCUCCGGCUCACGACGAGCCCUCCCCUCCGCCCGCCGACGAGCUCAUGCAUGCGACGACGGCAGCGCAGGGCUCGGGAAGCCCGCAACUCGACCCUGCGCUUGGCGACUCGCUCCCGCCGAUCCCUCCGCCCACUCCGCCUUCGGGCCACGCGACGCGCAGGAGGCCCAUCAAGUCCGCCAAGGCGCGUGACGCGUCCGACUCGCUCGUCGCGACCGCGAUUCGCGCACCGGCGAAGAAGUCGGGCGGCGGGUCGAGGAAGAAGAAGCAGGCGCCGGCUGCUGCGGCUCAGCAGUCCCUCACGCCCGAGAUCGUCCCCGCCACCAUGGUCGACCCGACUGCCGGCUCAGCCGUCGCGUCGACGUCUGGAUCGGUCGCAGGUUCGAGGCAGAACUCGCCCGCCUUGUCGGCCACCUCCGCCUCAGGCAAGCCCAAGCCCCCUCGACCCCGCACGCACACGCACAUCCACCCGCCCGUCUUCAACCCCCAAGCACCAACCCCUCGCAACCCGAACGGCACCGCUCCAGGCGCGACGGACUUUGCCCCUCCCGGAGGCGGACCGACCGCGCGCGAGGCGGCGGCGGCGUUUGCGGGCGACGACGAUAACCCUCAUCCGUGUCCGAUUCCGGGGUGCGACAAGAAGUUUGCGAGGAAGAGCGACUUCUUGCGUCACUAUCGCAUCCAUACGGGCGAGAGGCCGUUCGUGUGCGAGUAUCCUGGCUGUGGCAAGUCGUUCAUCCAGCGCUCGGCUCUGACGGUCCACCAGCGCGUCCACACCGGCGACAAACCUCACGCCUGUCAAGACUGCGGUAGACUAUUUAGCGACUCGUCCUCGCUCGCUCGCCACCGCCGCAUCCACGCCGGCCUCAAACCCUUCGCAUGCGAGAUGUGCGGCACCAAGUCGUUCUCGCGCAAGGCGACUCUGACUCGCCACCAGAACAUCUGUCCUGGUCGACCUGGAGGGAACGGGAUUGAGGGCGUGCACCCGCUCGCGAAUGGAGAGGCGUUUGAUGAGGACGACGAUGAGGGAGAGAGCGACGAUGGAGGGAUGACGCCGCAGCCUGUUGCGCCUCCGCCGCCCCCGAAGGGCAAGGGCAGGGCGUUGAAGCCCAAGGCGCCGCGCAAGCCGAGGAUGACGAAGGCUCAGCAGCGCGCUGCGGCUGCUGCGGCGGCGCAAGAGGCGGCGGCGUUACAGGUCCAGCAGGCCAUCGCCAUCAACCCGCUCUACAACCUCGGCGGAGGUGGCGACUUCCCCUCGUCCGCCGCGACUUCGAUCGCGUCGGCGUCCGCAUCGCCCGAACCGGACAUCCAGCUCAACGUCUCGGAACCGCUCCCGCCUUUCCCUGCUUUCGACCCGACCGCCGCCAUCGUCGCCGGAUUCCGCGGUUCGCCCUCGUCCGCCUUCCUCAACCUCGACCGCUCCUCUCCCGCCUCGACCGCGUCUCCGCGCCUCACGACGCACCGCCGCCUCUCGGCUGCCCCGCCCACUCCCAUGUCGCCCGCCUCGCGCGAACUCGCAGCGAGCGCAACCCGCUCGACCGUCCAGCCCGUCCCUCGUCCCGGCGCAGUCAAGAACGAGCCGCAGCUCGAUCCGAUCCUGACGGGUUUGCGGCUCCAGCUCGGCGGGGUUGGCGCCAACUCGGAUUCGGGGUGCGAUGAUUCCGAGUGCGAUGGAGACUGCGAGUGCAGCAAGUCGGAUCGCGAGGACGCGCCUGCCAAGGGCAAGAACGGCGAGGAUGACAUCGAUGUGCCCGAGGAGCAGGCGGCGGCUGUUGCGGCGCUUGUGCAGGGGUUCAUCCCGAACGCGAACGGCGAGGGUGCGGCCGAGGCGGCCUGA
This is a messenger RNA of Rhodotorula toruloides NP11, 2841 nucleotides long. Its product is annotated as zinc finger, C2H2-type domain containing protein. Gene Ontology annotation, molecular function: DNA-binding transcription factor activity, RNA polymerase II-specific; RNA polymerase II cis-regulatory region sequence-specific DNA binding. The transcript is spliced from 2 exons. Gene Ontology annotation, biological process: regulation of transcription by RNA polymerase II. The coding region runs from base 1 to 2841 and encodes 946 amino acids. Lineage: Eukaryota; Fungi; Basidiomycota; Microbotryomycetes; Sporidiobolales; Sporidiobolaceae. The record is from RefSeq and is a predicted model, not a curated record.